AUGGCGGCUCAGCAAGUGUUCAUCGCUCUGCAAUGCUCCGAUUGCUCCAUGAUGCAGGUGAAAGUUGGAUUGAACCACUCGGCUGCUCCCUUAGUCGUCGCUGUGUACCUGAUUCUCUGGCCGUCUGAGCUAUUGUGAUCGAUCAGGUUAAGCAGCAGAAGAAGAGCAGCAACAAGUGGGUGUGCGCGGUUUGCAACCAGAGGCAGUCUGUCCGGAAGGUGUUCGCCCGCAGCUGCCUCGCCAGGGAUGUUCGGGGCUUCGUGCAGAGGUUCAAUAUGUCCAGAUCGUCGACCGGGGAGUCGGAGAGUCCGGCGCCAGCUCAGAUCGGAGCAGAUGCGGCGGAAGAAUACGGCGAUUCGAUUCGUUGUUCCGCUCAUUACACUUGUGGCAGUAGAGGGCGGACUGUUCCUCGAACCGAUUGGUCGCAGUAUUUGGAUCCUGACGAGGAAGGCGCAGUAGACGACGGUCCGUUGUUCCAUCGAGGAUGACGCCCUAACGGAGUUGCAAUUUUCCUUCUGAAAUCCUGACGAUCCCCACUGUAAGUUUACCGCUUGGAUUUCUAACCAUUCUGUGUCUGUAGGUUCAAACUCGGACACUAGAAUGGUGACGGAAAUGCCUAGAGAAGUGGUCAAGCGAGCCUUUUCGAAACUCCCCCCUAAGCAAAGAACUCUGCGGGAAAACGAAGCUCCCCGGCGAAUGUUAUCUGAGAGGAAGCAGAAGCAAAUCCCCCAGCCACAAGGCACGCCACAGCCUUCGCUCGAACCCUGUCCCCUUUUCUUUCCCCUCGACGUUGGAUAGGAUUCUCCUCCCGCAUUCGUGGAUUUUCGCUCACUCUCCUCUACUCUCCAGUGCCGUCUGACUGCGUUGCUUUGCAGUGACCGGCGGCCGCGAGAAACGCCAGCGACUAGCGAAGGGGGGGUCGUCUAAAUGGAGCGAGUACCUGCAAGAAGACGAUGCCUGCGCAACAAUUGAAGCAGGAGGGAUGUCACCAGAUCGUAACGUGAGCUCUGACGGCUACUCCCAUGGCCAGUUCACCGAGGCCUCCUUCGACGAGGAAGUCCACCCAGACUUCCUCUGA
This is a messenger RNA of Spirodela intermedia, 1078 nucleotides long. The record is from the annotation of a GenBank genome assembly. NCBI's taxonomy places the organism in Eukaryota, Viridiplantae, Streptophyta, Magnoliopsida, Alismatales, Araceae.